This is a messenger RNA of Zerene cesonia (dogface butterfly), 1910 nucleotides long. Its product is annotated as zwei Ig domain protein zig-8-like. The record is from RefSeq and is a predicted model, not a curated record. NCBI's taxonomy places the organism in Eukaryota, Metazoa, Arthropoda, Insecta, Lepidoptera, Pieridae. Bases 2 to 910 code for a protein of 302 amino acids. Gene Ontology annotation, cellular component: neuron projection membrane. Gene Ontology annotation, biological process: synapse organization. The transcript has 6 exons.
AAUGAUUAUGGGCCAGCGCGGAAGUGAAGCGAAGACAGCGUUGUUUCUCUCACUCAUUCACGGAUGCAUUUUGCUACGAGCGGACUCGGGCGCAGACUACACAGACUCCGCUACAGAAAUGUCAUCCCGUCGUUUCAAAGCGGAGUUUCUGCAAGAAUGGCAGGGCUCCCCGGACGCUCCAUACUUCGACCCCACCACCCCGAGAAACAUUACCGGCCUAGUUGGACACCCGGUGCGUUUGUUGUGUCGUGUGAAGAACCUGCAGAAUAGAACUGUAUCAUGGGUACGUCACCGCGACAUCCACCUAUUGACAGUGGGUCGCUACACGUACACGUCGGACCAGCGGUUCGAGGCGCAGCACAAGCCGCGCUCCGAGGAGUGGGCGCUGCGCAUCCGCAGUCCGCAGCGGCGCGACUCGGGCCAGUACGAGUGUCAGAUCUCCACCACGCCGCCUAUUGGCCACGCUGUGUACCUCAACAUUGUAGAACCCGAGACGACGAUAUCGAGUGGCGCAGAGCUGUUCAUACAGACAGGCUCGACGAUUAACCUGACGUGUACUGUGCGACACACGCCCGAGCCACCGUCAUCCAUCACAUGGACGCAUGGAGAGCAGAUAAUAAACUUCGACUCAGCAAGAGGGGGGAUCUCCUUAGUUACUGAAAAGGGUCUCAAGAGCACAAGCCGCCUCUUAGUCCAACGGGCGAGGGCUAACGACGCCGGGUUAUACACAUGUGGGCCCAAUAAUGCCCCUCCCGCCUCUACAAGGGUGCAUGUCUUAUCUGGUGAGCAUCCAGCAGCCAUGCAGCAAGGGUGCGCAACAUCGUCUUUACAGAUCUCAGUCUCUAUUAUAAGUAUGUUUCUGACGUUGUAUGUGACGAUACCCUAUUUAAAUUUUCAAUUUGUUACGUGAAGUCUUUUAUUUUAAUAAAAAUAUCUGAGUGCAAUUCAAUAGACUAAGAAAUUAAAUGUAUUUACAUCGAUUAGAGUUUAAAUGUGUAAAUAUCGAAGGUUUAUUUAGUAUAAUAUGGUUUAAUAAUGUGCAUUAUUAUUUCAGAGUUUUUGUGUAUUAUUUGUUAGAAUAAUCCGUCCUUAUUUUAAAAACAAAUUUGAAUUGUCUUUAAGAAAAACAGAGCAAAGUUUCCCCGCAAUUUGUUGAUUAUCUUGUUAAGAUAGUUUUGGAAGAAAAGACAACAAGGAUAGAAACUUGUUACAUUCUUAGUUAAGUUUUGGGGUUACUAAAGAAAAUUUUGAGCGUUGCGUGAGCUACAACGUUAUUUUAGGGAACAAAAUGUCUGUAAUGGUGAGGUUUUGAAAGACAAUAGAUAAUAAAGCAAUUAUAAAAAUACGAGUAUUCGUAACUUUUGAAAAAUUAAUAUACGUUGUUCGAAAGAAAGAUUAAUUUUAUCUCAUGGAAGAACUUUCGAGAUAAAACAUUUUAUCUCUCCUUAUAUAGAUACAAGUAAAGUACAUGAUCAAGUAAAAUAUUUUAAUUUUGUAGAAUUUAAAAUAAAUUUAAUUGUAUUAUGAUCAAAAAUUACAAUCAGUGUCAAUAACGACAAUUUUCAAUACACUUUUCUAGAACCAAGUGUUUAAAAUUUAUAAUUGACUUUGAUUCAUUUACCUUACUGAGAAUCUGUUUGGCACAAAUUGUAUAUUAUUUUAAAUUAAAUAAAUCAAGAUAGCCUUUUAUAAAUGUAAGACUACGUGAAACGAAGCGCGAUGAACGAAAACCGAUAAAUCACGAGACAAUUAAGGGGCGUCACUAAAUAAGACUUCUUCUUAUAUUGAAUUAAUUUUCUUUCUUUGAAGGUCUCCGUUUUUUUAUUGACCGCUUUGAUUAAAUUAAAUUUGAAUAUUCCAAUUUUAAUAGUAUUGUUUUAGGUGUGAUGAAGUCUCUUAUAUAAGCAAAG